Messenger RNA from Aureobasidium musti, 414 nucleotides. Lineage: Eukaryota; Fungi; Ascomycota; Dothideomycetes; Dothideales; Saccotheciaceae. The record is from the annotation of a GenBank genome assembly.
AUGUCCGAGCAGCCUUACGACCCCUACAUCCCCUCUGGCNNCGGCGGCGCCAGCAGAGAUGGCAACCAGCGUACUGCCGCUCUUCAAGCCGUACGUCGCUUCCGGAAUCCCAUGCCAAACAUGCAUACAGCGACUGACAUAUUGCCCAGNGAAAUCGACUCCACCGUCAAUGUUAUGCGCAACAACAUCAACAAGGUCUCGGAGCGUGGCGAGCGCCUCGACAGUCUGCAAGACAAGACCGACAACCUGGCCGUCUCAGCGCAAGGCUUCAGACGCGGCGCCAACAGAGUCAGAAAGCAGAUGUGGUGGAAGGACAUGAAGAUGAGAAUGUGCCUGAUCAUCGGCAUCAUUCUCCUGCUCUCGUCGCAACAAAACAUCACUAGAGCGANNCCCGUCCUCGACCACGNNUUUUGA